CGACAGGUAAAUACACUCGUACUUAUCUUUAACUUUACUGCCAUACUUCCCUGAAUAACCGAUGUAGUUACAAACUGGAACUAUUUUUUUUUCUUGAACUCUUUGUUUCAAUGGAUAUACAACAAGACGUAACGAUGUAGUGCUGUGUAGCAAACGAUGGCACGUGCCUUACCUCUGACCUUGAACCAGUAGGUACAUGAGUGAUACAGAACAAGAUGUAGCCCAAGCUGUUGUGUCUACCGCGCUUCCGUGUUGCUUUUCCCCUGUGGUGACUGAUGUUAAUGUUUCCAGUGAAGAAGCCAGCCAUGUUUGUAUAUCUUCAGACAACGGUUCAUCAAAUGUGUCAUACUCUCACGAUUUAACAACUGAUCAGACUUUCAACACUAUACAUGCAAGCGCUUACGAAGAUAUAAGUGAUAAUAGUUUACGCCCAGACAUUUCACCAGAAGGCACUGUUGAAAAUGUCAAAGUUAAUGAAUCGGAGAUAAAGAAGCCUGCUCUAUUUGACGCAAACUCCCAGAACGUUUCAGAACGUUCAGGACAACCCCUUAGCACUGACACCAAGAAUGCUAUUGGUGAAAACGCUACACAAGUAAAAGAAAUACCAUCUUCCAAAAACCUAACUUCUCCUGUCAGUGGUGUCUCGGACUCACAAACUGCCUUUUGUUCAGCUUUAAACGUUAAACAGACAAGUGUUGUUUCAACUCCAGGUUCUGAUGUGAAAUUACUAUUUGUUGAUUCAUCUAAUGAACAAAAUGUUAACAAAAUACAAAGUCAGUAUCAAUUAAAGGACUCUCUUUCAAACGAGGGAAUAGAAACAAAGGAUUCCCUUUAUAACGAGGACUAUUUUUCCGAAUCAACAGAUGGUACUUUGCAAAAUUCUGAAGAGUCAAGUGAACCUGAAGAAUCUCUUGUAGUUACGAAACAAGACUAUUCAAACGUUAUUGUCACAAAGUGUGGUAAAAUGGGAAACAAACAAGCGCAGACUUCUAAAGUCCGAAGUGAUGAUGAUACUCCGGACGACGGUAGAACAAAGUGCUGCGAAAUACCGAAAAAGAAAAUUAAGGAAAAAAGUGGCAGAUCAAACAGAGCCAGCCGAAGUGAUGACCUCAACUUCGAUUCAAACGAGGUCUAUCCUUUUGAAGGAAGAUCUCGCAGUGAACAAGAAAUUAAUGAACCUGUUGAGCUAGAACCAUUUGAAAUUGUAGAAACGGAUGAUAUAAAAUUUGUACCAGGAGCAGGUACAUCCGAUGUAAUAAAAUCUGUAAGUGAACCUAGGUUUACAACAAUAGCCGAAGAACCACCACUUUCUGAAGACGUCCAAGAUCCAGCAUCAUCUCUUAGUGCUGAAGAAACAAAAUUAAAGGUCCCAUUCUAUGUUGAUAAAGGUAAUAGACUUAUAGAACCUGGAACUGCAACUGCUCAUUCAACUUUUGAAUUCAAACAAGUGAAACCGAAAACAAAGUUCAGUGCUUUAACAUCUGAUCAACUUCAGCACAAUUAUGAAAAUGUAGAUAGAAUAGAUGAAUCGCACACGGAGUCUAAAGAAAGUGGUCGAAAAACAUCUUCAAGUAGCUCUAAAUCAAGCUCAAGCUCAAGUAGCAAAGAUGUCAGUCGAAAGAACUCUAAGGACGCAAUACCAAAACCUUCAAGAAAAGGAAAGAGUAAAACUUCAGAUGCAGUCGGGGAGAGUAGUGUUGUACGACGAGAAGACGAGAAAAAGAAAACAAAAAUAGAAAAAAGCCAAAACACACAGUCUGUGCGAGACAGCGAAAUUGACCGAAAAAUAGACAGCGUUUUAAUGCUCACUCAAACAAUGUUCUCACAAACCAAAGUCACAGAAAAUCAGGAAAAGAAACAGGACAAAGAUCAGUCCCAAGCUGUUGUUUUAAAUCAGUAUGAAAAUGUAAAUGUUUGUGCAAAGUUAGAACCAACUGGAAUAGUCAUAACUCAUAAGGAUACACAACCUGUCCUCACAAAAAAGGAAAAUACCAAGAAUGACAGGGUAGAAACAAAAUGCGUUGGAAAUAAUUGCAUAGAACCAAAAGAAACUGUAGAAGUGAAAACCAAAAGACAAAAUAUUCCAAGAUUAUCAAAGGAUAUUGUUGAAAUUUCGGACAGUGGUACGCUUAUUAUAAAAUCAUUGGCAGACUUGCCAUCUGCAGAACCAUCCGAACAGGCUGGUGAUGAAAAAAGUGAUGAACAUAGCCGUUCCGAAAGCUUGAGUGAAGAUGACAAUAAUGACAAUACUGAUGUUAAAGUACCAUAUGAAACAAUAGACCGCCUUUCUACAGAAAUCAAGAAGGAAAAUAUUGAAUCGCCAAGUAUAACAGAAGAAAAAGAACUCACUAUAGAAAAGGAACACGUACCGCCACCAUCACCAUUGGUUUUGGGAGCCUUAGAAGAAGAAGCAGAAGAAGAGUUUGAAGAUGCUGAUGAUGAUAUCGACUUUAGGGAGGAAGACAGACGAAAAAGUGAGAUUUUGGAAUUCACUGAAAACGUUUGCAAAAGAUUGUCACACUUGCUGGAAGUAAUGCCUGACGAGGAUGACGAUGAAGUCAGAAACGAAACUAUAAAUAGCCCAGAACAGGAACGUAAAAUGUACGAAGAUCACAUAUAUGAAACAAUUGAUGGUUCUACUAAAAUUGCAGAAUAUAAAGAAUGUUCAAACUCCUGCGACUUAAUAAAUGAGAAAGAGGUUAAAAACAACGAAUUAGGGUCUAAAUCUACAGAAGAUCAGAUCUUAAUACUUUCAACAAGAAGUGAAUCAUCUAGUACUCUCAAACGAACAUCGGGAGAUUCUGAAAUUUACAACCAACAAGAAAUGCAGCGAUCUUCUCUUUCAGAUGAUGAACUACCUGACUAUUUCGAUCCAAGGGAAAUACCGCCCCCGAAACGAGAUUCUGAAAUACUAUGUGACGUGUUAGAAUCUUAUACAGAUGAUAUUGUGCAAAUCGAUGAUUUGCCAUCGCAAGAAGUUUCAGAAAUUUUAAAAUCAAAUAAACUGAAUUUCGAAGGUCUCCAGUGUGACAAAACUGCCUUAGAUAAUAAAGGCAAGGAUUUUUCGUUACCUAUACAAUCUUUCGAAACUGACCUGAUAAAUGAUACACCAGCACCCAGUAUAACUGAAGAUCUUCGAGACAUAACACCUACUGCUGAAGCUCAUCCGAAACUUACAGCUCUUCCAGAACUAGCUAAGGCAGAGGAAGAAUCACUAGUGCAAUUUGAAACUUCCGGUCGGCAAUCUGCCACGUGCACUGAAUCUGACCUUGACAUUUCUGAACAUCGAGAUGACCUUAGCACAGACAGUAUGCUGGCUGAUGAUGAGGCAGAAGAAACUAUGGAAAUUCUGUUCACAAAGACUUACACAGAGCCUGUAGAGGGAGCUGAAGUAUUCCUCAGUUGCACUGUAGUUAACAGUGCAUAUAAAGAUGAACAGAAGAAAAGUGAAACUUGGCUCUCAGAUGAAGCGUUAGAGUAUUUGGAAGCAAAUGCAUCAGAAGUGAUGUCUACUGCCUUCUUGAAGGCUAAAAAGGAAAUGAAAGACAUCCAAGUUUGCUUACAGAGCUUACGUCAACAGAUGGAACACUUUCAUAGUGACUGUGACGAUAUAAGUCUCCCAGAAAUCCCUGUCGACUCUCUCUCUCCGGACUACUUCGGUGUCCCUAUGAGGAAAGCUGUAACGGACUAAUUGACUUUUUUCUUGCUUGUUUUACAAAUAUUUCAUGUUUAAUUUCACUCACUUUAUCACUUUCAGCGUCAUAUUUACAUUCUAUGUCAAAUUUUAUGGAAAUGAGUAUGUUGAAAAGUUUCACCAAAGUAGCAUAAAUUGUAUAGUAAGUUUUUUAUAUUUUUAAUCAUUUUAUUUAUUUCAUAGGUCAUUAUUUUUGUAUAUUACAUUUGUGUUAUUUAUUUCAUUGUUAAGCUUAAUCAAGUAACGGAAACUCGUGCGGAUCUGGUUGGUAUUUCUAGGGUUUUCUGUAAAAAAAUGGUUUGAUUAUCAUUUCAUUAUAUACAGUGCAACCUCUCCAGAGCGUCCCUCUCUUAAGCAAAAACCUCUAUAUAACAAUAUCAUCAAAAUUUCCCUAAGCUGAAAUAUACUAUCAAGUUAACCUCUGCAGAACAACAUCCUCUACAUAACAGUCAAUACUUGUAUCUCCCAAAGGGUGUUGCUCUACAGAGGUUGCACUGUAUUUUAAAACUGGUAUCGUUAUUCAUGUAUGUAUGUAUUCAUUAAUCAGAUUUUGAAACUUGGAUCAUGAUUAUGUCUUUAGCUAUUUUGUCUUCUAGUUUCUUUUAUAUACAGCAGAAUAUGUUAACGAUACAGACUUUUCUGUUUAUAUGCUAACAAAUAUGUGUAAGAUGGAUCAUUUUGCUAUUAUAUACAUGGCUUUAGUAAACAGUAUAGGUCAGUUUUUCCAAUUAAGCUCUAGCAUCUAUAAAAUGAAAUUGAAUUCUUUUACCAUAAAUAUGUUGUGUAUAAAUUUUUACUGCAGUCUUUACUAUAUCAUAUUAUUUUCAUUCAUCUGUAGACUUUAUUUUUGAAUAAUGUAAUAUUAUUUGCAACGAUCUUUAUGAUGAGUUACAAGCAAUGAAAAUGUUUAAGCAUUAUAAUAAUAAUACUUAAGGACGCAUGCGGCAGUUUUCCCAAUAAUAGAAUUUGUUCAAACUUUGUAUAUGAACAGAGUGUCAUGUUAGAAACGGAAUUUUAAAAAAUCGAAGGUCAUCAUGCUUGUUCAGGAGUUAUCUACCCUUGAAUAUGCAAAUUUGAAGAAAAAUCCAGUUUUAAGGGCAGAUAACUCCCAAACAACCACGGUGACCUAUGAUUGUUUUUGCAUGUUUCUGUUUCUAACAUGAAACUGUGUUCAUAUACAAAGUUUGAACAAAUUCUAUUAUUGGAAACUUUUUGCCCCAUCUCUCAUACAAGAAACUGCAGCAAGUGUCUUUAAACUAAAACAUUUAUAUAAAGCCUCCAGCACAUACAUAUUCGGAGCUUUUCUGGUAUUAUCGUGUAUAUUUAACAAAUAAUCAAGGCCUUCGAGUGGUUUAUCGUCUAGUUUACCACGGUUCUGAGUUCAGAUGCGUAGGAAUUGAACCACGAGGGCGUUAGCCCGAGUGGUUAAAUACUGAAGCAUCUGAACGAUGAACCGUGGUAAAUCAGACGAUAAAUCACAAGAAGGCCUUGAUUGUUUUCAUUCUGACAUGCUCAUUGACAUAUUUUAAUAAAUAUUAUGCUGGACUUCAUUUACCCGAGGAGUAAUGUAUCGGACGUCAUGCGGCAAUUUGACGUCAUAAUUGACGUCAUAAUGAUCUCUUACCGGUCCGCGCGCGUCAACCGUUGUUUAUCGCAGAAUAUACAGAGCUUGAAUUCCUUCUUUGUUUAACUGGAAAUCAAAUCGAGUCAUGUUAGAAUUUAGGUUAUAUGUGUUCGGUUCACUGUAAAACAUGCCGCCUUUGUCAAAUCAUUGCAUUGUCACAGCACAGGACAGAAUACAUGUCUCGUUUA
This is a messenger RNA of Mercenaria mercenaria, 5506 nucleotides long. RefSeq names its product FK506-binding protein 5-like. The record is from RefSeq and is a predicted model, not a curated record. The transcript has 2 exons. Lineage: Eukaryota; Metazoa; Mollusca; Bivalvia; Venerida; Veneridae. Bases 197 to 3691 code for a protein of 1164 amino acids.